CAAAGAUACAAUUUCCGGAUGCACUGAAGCCAACCGUCUGCCACGAUGAUUUAUCUUCCAGGGCUUGUUGGCCUUCUGCUGGUGUUCACAGCUGAUGCCAGAGUUGGAAAUUCCACCAUAGAGUUUUGUUCUGAGACAGAACAAUGUCUGCUGUUUGAUCUGAUCUGUGAGACUGACAAAUUUGAGGCCCGUCACUAUGACUCUGUGAAAUGGGUUUCAACUGAUGAGACAUCCUACAUCAUGGAAGUUGCAGCAAUGAGAGCUUUCAGACGACUGUAUGAAUACAUCACUGGUACCAACGAGAAUGGACAGAAAAUGAAAAUGAUUUUGGGAAGGGGUACCUACACAGUGAGUUUCUUGCUGCCAGCUGAACAUCAGCAGAAUCCCCCCAAACCUAUUGAUGAUAAGGUGUACAUACACGUAAUGCCAAAAAUGGAAGUGUAUGUAUUGAGCUACGGAGGAUGGAUGACGAGCAUUGCUGACCAAAAUCAGGCUUACAGAUUGUCCUCUGACCUUGACUCAGUUAAUGCAAAGUACAAAAAAGGCUUCCACUAUGCCGUUGGAUAUAACAGCCCUAUGACGCUUUUUAACAGGCACAAUGAGGUGUGGUUUGUCAUUGAAGAUGAGCCAGAAUGUUCCAGCAGCAGUGAGGAACUGUAGUUUUCUCCUUUUGCAGCAGACAGUGUAUACAAAGAGAUGUUGUAGCUGACUAUUGCUUCAAGUCAUAUUGUACCAUAUAAAUAACCUGCAAUAGAUUGAAAAAAUGCAGUGAAUAUGGAUAAAUUGAAUCACCAUAAUAACAAUGGUUUUACAUUAGCCUGUCUGGUGUUUUUUUUGUUCUCUUCAAUAAAGGUACU
Messenger RNA from Larimichthys crocea (large yellow croaker), 857 nucleotides. RefSeq names its product heme-binding protein 2-like. NCBI's taxonomy places the organism in Eukaryota, Metazoa, Chordata, Actinopteri, Sciaenidae. Gene Ontology annotation, molecular function: heme binding. Bases 46 to 660 code for a protein of 204 amino acids. The record is from RefSeq and is a predicted model, not a curated record. The transcript has 8 exons.